AUGUGAGUAGGAAUGGCCUCCAAGGAAAUUCAAACACUUCCGAAGCCGAGUGUGUCCCUCACUAAAACUCAUGUUGAAAGACCGAGAAGGAUUUGCUCAAAAAGAUCGUAUUGCGAAGUUGAACCAGACGAUGAUGAAUUUUCUGCAGAAGACGUAAAACAAUAUAGACCCAAAGGUAAGUAAGUUAGUAAGAACAUUUUUAAUCACUGUGCCUUGAUCGCUGGUUUAGGAUGUGGUAAUUAGUGCCCUAGCUGGUAAAAUGAGUUUCUCGGAAAUAUAUAAAUAUUAUGUCAUGUUAACAAUUUAUAAAGUUUUGGAUGUCGAAGUCGAAUGAAGCAAUUUUAAGUAAAAAACAACGUCGUAUUUUUGCCGCAUGCUGGGAGAUGAUUCUAAGAAAGGACUAUAUUUUAUCACCAAUUUAAAAAAUGGUGCAAUUUAAUCAAAAAUAAUAGUCGCGAUGAAAGUGGCAGAGUCGUCGGAACAGUUAUAUUCGUUAGAACUAAAAACGUGGUGAAGCGCAAUAACCAAGCUUUUUGCUCGUUGUUUAACACAAUGAACAGAACGGGAAAAAAGACAUCGAUAUUACAAUAAUCCUAAGUCUUAAAAAAACAAUUGAAUAAGAGCUUAACAUUGUCCUGUAGCAAGGCAAGGUUAUAAUUUUUCCUUUGUUUAAAUAAGUGUGUUUUGCCAUGUGAGCAUUUUCAUUUCGCAAGGGGCCCAAGUUUGUCGUAUCAAAUUUAUAGCUUUCAGUGAGAACUCCGCUUUGAGAAAGAAUUGAUCUUAUUCCGCGACAAAUUGUCGGAGUGUUUUAAAUACUGCCAAUAAUAGCAUAUUACUACGGCAGGACUUGUUAUUAAUUACGAAUAAAUUGCUGAUUGAAAUAACGAAUACAGCCUUUUAAUAUUUCAAAUCCCUGAUCACUAAUUUUAUAAAUCAGGUUGUGUUUGAAGAAAGAAAACGAGAAGCGGUACAUUUUCUCAUCUAGAUGCAACGUCAAGAAAAUUGCCUCGUUUUGUUCCUAAAUUUAAGUUAAAGUACGCACUUAUUGCCGAAAAUGUCGUCGGGCUUUUAAAUGCUAAUUUAAAAGUGUUUUAACCUUAUUGUUCGACAUGAGUGAUAAAACAAGAGAGAAAAAAGAAUUGAUUCAAAUACAUUUGUUCCUUUCGACAUUGGCAAGCAGAUAUUUCGUACUUAAAUUUGUCUGUUUUGUCAUUUUGAAGUUCGUCAGCGCAUAAUCUGUCGUUUACGACUUCCAAAGUCGAACGGAAAUGGUAGAAACUUGCCUUAUCAACAUUUAGAUCUUUUUCGGUGUCGACAACUAACAAUGUGAGGCCCGGCUACAUGUUUUAAAAUGAGUCAUAUCUGAUAUGUGCAGCUGCCUUCGGGCCGAUGAUGAAAGCUCGUUUUAAAACCUCUUCUUCGUCAUCUAUUUUCCCCAUUUUUAAAUUCAUCAUUUGUAAUAAGUCGAUGGAAAAAAAAACAAAACAAAAAAAAAUUUUUUGAACGCAAUAGAGGGAGACCUGUCGAUUUAGAUAUUUUGCUGCUUGCCAUUGAAAGAGUACCAGAGCGUUUUUCGUUUAGGAAUGGACUGUUAUCUGGCCAAUACAUAAGUCACUCUGGCCUAUCAAGUUUUAAGUUAAAAAAAUUCUCGUGCCGCUUUUUUUCUUUUUUUUUCUUUUCCUUCCAAGCGGGGACAACAUGAUAAUGUUAGGCCAUUUACACUCUUUCGGAAACUCCGGAAGAAAUGAGUGAUAUAAAUCUUUGAUUUCUCGAAUGAAAGUCAUUUUCUACCGAAUCAGUGAAUCAUAAGUAGGUUCUUCGGCUAUUUUGAUUUCCGCUUUUCGUUGGCUUCUUCCGGGUGUGAGCCUAGAAAUUAGUGCUCUUGCGUUUGUGACAUUUAUUGUGAAUGAAUAGAAUAGAGAAUAAUUUUUUUUUUCACAACUAUCCUCUUAGCGGCGAUAUCAAGGCUUAAUUGGUAAAAAAAGAAAAAAAACCCUUUGCUAAGAGAAGAAAGUAAUUCGUCCUACACGCAUACGUUUAAAACCUAAAAUACCUCAGCCGUCUAAUGUAUUUGUUAUCCAUAUCUUACAGAAUAUUUGGUGUUUAUCUAUGUCCCAAUACCCUCCCUACGGCUUACACUUUCACUCUGGCCACAACUUAUGGAAUUACGACGGUUUUAAGUGCAUUUUCAGUAAACAAGCCGUCGUUGUUUUUCAAAUUUUCUAGUGAGGCAUAUUUUUUGUAAUUUUUCUGCUCUCGUAUUGCAUUUUUAUGGACACCUCAUAAACUAACUGUACACAUAUAUAAUUUAGGUGAAGACCAUUCACACCUCGAGCGCUGUGGCUCAUGAAUAUAUCAGUUUUUUGCCAUGUUCGAUAGCAGCUCUACACCCGCGAAAGUUUUGCCGUAAGCUGACAAAUUUUCAUUCCUCUGAGAGCCUUUUUUUAAAUUUCACAUGAAGUUUAUCCUUUGACAUACACAAUUUUUUAGAGUCAUGAUUCCGAAUACUUGUCGGCAGGGAUUUGCACCUACUUAUCACACUGCAGAUUAUUCUGUCCACCACUUUUUGUUUUCUUCACUUUCAAACACAAGAUGCUCAAAUUGCCCGAGUCUUGCAGGUUUUCUUAGCCCUUAUCUUCCUAUCAUCCGAAAAUAUCAUUCAUAUCGCUGUUUUGUCCGACUUUGUUUCACAAACUCCUCCUACAACACGUCUUAAUUAAAUUCCUGUUAUGAAGUGAGCUUUAAAAUUUUUCCAUGUCACCUGAACUCCGCAAGAAGUUUAGUGCUGGUUAUGCCAAGGAAAAUAAUACUCGAACCUUUAUCUCAGGCUCACAGAAGUACGGUUUCAAACAGAGAUCACGAAUUCUCUGCUGCCAAAAUCUCACUAGCAUCUCGAAGAUAAGGACUUUGGAUUCUAGGCUCAGGAGAUUUGAUUUUGCGAAGAUGAUUGUAAAUGACGGACACAGAAGAGAAAAUGAAUUGAUGUGACUGAAAGUACUGGGUUGAAAAAUAUUUUAUCAGUUUCUAGUCCAGCAAUACACAACCGUAGUAAUAUCAGUCAAAACCAAACGAGUUAAGAAAUUAUGUAAAAUAUUUUCUUCAUAGAAUCAAGCUCUUAGAAUGUGGUUGAUUAAUCUAGUAAAAAUUUCCACUUUUUUUAGGCCAUUCGACCUCCUGAAAAUUUACAAUAACCAUAACCAAGAAAAACUAUUUAUCUCAACUUUUCUAAUAUCUGAGAGGAAUCUAAGCCGAACUUCAAAAUACCCUGAAGAACAAGAGAACUUCACAAUGUAACAUUAGCAAUUUUUUCCUAUCUAAUUAGACAAGAGUGCCAAUAUUUAAAUGAAAGAAUUUCAAAUUUCACUUUUUUGGUGAUCUUUGACAAAGGUUUUUUAAUAUACCUCCUCUCAUAACAGAUACCACAUCAAAUCAAAAUAUGUUUUAUAGUUUGGCAUAUUGUCUUUGCCUCAGUCGAAUAAUUUUGCUUUUGAAUUUUGGUGUAUUAGCGAGAACUCCUUAAAAAGGCAUUACCUUUUGAAACUUGUUUUGAAAAAGUAUGCUCAACAUAAUGAUUGAAUUUUCUGAGAGAGUGAAAAAGCAAACAGUGCUCCUGCUUUAGAGCGAGAGAUGGAAAGACUCAGUGAAGAAAAAUACAGAAGACAAAACAUGUUUUAUAGCAAAGUUAACAAUGAAGGGCAAAGAUAAUUGAAAAAAAUAUAUAGGAUAAAAUUAUCAAUCUUAUGAGAGAGAAGGAAGGGGACUCUAAGAUUUAUCGAUUAAUGUUGCCUUGUUAUUUUCUCCCAAAGAUUGUGAUUGGUGAAAAUAAUUUUAUCUCACUUGCUAAUCAAAACGCCCAAAGAGCAACUGAUGAUAGAAAUAUAUAACCAUCAGUGCAGAGCGGGAAAAUGAUAGCCAUACAUAUUUGAUAGACCCUAUUUAAGAAUGUGAAAGCUCCAUAGAAAAUAGUCUCUUCCUAUUUUUUAAUUAUUUUUUUUUUUUACGGUCGUCGCAACGGUCCUCAAAAACAGCGGAAAGGUCACAAUUUUGAAAACUAUUCAAACGCUUACACCUGUCAAAAUCUAAUCACCCGCAGGCAGGCACUUCUCGUACCAUGUGUGUUCCCACAUCAUUUUACACCAUGGUACUCUGCUAUUGUCAGUUCUUAACUCCGGUCUAGAAAACAUAAUAACACUUGUCCCGUGUGCAGAUCCUCUCCUCCUUCGAAUUAAAACACGCAAAUCGCGACAGUAUCUUGGGUCCUAAGUUUAGAAGCGAGAUUUAUAUUUGUCUAUUUCUGUGUUGUUGUUUCCUCGAAUACGAAGGGGUUUUUAAGUUCUAGAUUGGAAAAAAAAAGUGGGAUUUCGAGAUAUUUUUUUUUACUUUUUACUCUUGGUAUUUUUUCGUAUGCUCUCUUUCAAAUAUGACUUUCAAGUGUUCCCACGUGUUGGGUGAGAAAAGCGAAUAUAAGAUGAAAUCUCAAUUCUUAGCAUUCGGAAAAUAAAUUACAUUUCGGCUAAAGCCUAAAAAAAACCAAGGUGUGUAAACUUCAUCAUAACGAACACGAAUAUUUACCGUCAGGAUCAUAAUCUUUUUAAUUAUUCUGUGUCUUUCCUGUGUGAGUUAGCAAAUAUUUAACCAGCCUUAGACAUAACACAAUAACUUGGCCGAGACAACUUAACUGCUCUUUUUAAAAUAAACCGCUCUUUUCAGCCGAGAACCAAAUUAAGAACCCUUUAGUGAUGUUUUCAACAUUUAUCUCCAACAUCUAAUAUAUCAUGUUUUCUAACUUUCCACAUUUUGCUCUUUGUUUAUGUUUGAUGCGAAAUAGAGUUUUUCCUUUCAUUCACAAAAUAUAACAAGGUUUCUGGGCAUAAAUUAUUCAUGACAGGUGCGUCUUAAAUCCUUUUGUUUCAUUCCGCUACCUGUUUUUGAGCAAAGAAUAAAUUCUAUUUGCGCCUGACAAAGGAUUGUUUGCCAGUGGUUGUUUCUCUAUUCUGAGCUCAGGCGUUAAAAUGUUCAAGUUUUAUUUAGUGGCAGAUGCAAAAAAUCCUAACAGCACUGAUAAGGAAAGUAGGUUUAACAAUCGAAAAAAAAAUGAUAGCCGCAACAGCUUCUUGCCCCAUGACCAGGAAUACAAUGAAAUCUUGAAAAACCAUUUUGAAAAUCCGAAAGUAAUGAGACUCAUUGGAAAACUUACAUUUACAGAUGAAGACUAACUGAAUUAAUUUAAAACAACUUUUUGAGGUUUCAGCGCACAAUUGCAGCCCCGAUUCCAACCUCAAAUAAAAAGGCGUUUGUCGAACGCUACAAAAGAGAAAAAUUAUACAUUAAUCGUUUCAACUAGCUAAACAAACAUCUGUUACUUUUUCAUUUAGGGGGACUUUUUCUAGCGUAAUUAUUUCUGAUAAUUACUUCGUUCCUUUAACUAAACAGAACGGUGACCUAACAUAUUUUAAAUCUUAUUAUACAAAAAGGCAAUCAAAAUUAACUGUUUAACUUAGGAGAAUGAUUUUUAAAUCGCCAGUACUGAUUUUAGGUUUUAAACUAAGAAGUACAAUUCCCCCAACGUGACAAAAAGGGCGCUUUCUUCAGGCUCAAGAGCAGCUAAGAGCAGAUGGGAAAACAUUAGCACCUUUAUCUUAAUUGAAUACGGAACCGGGUAUCAUUUGGAACAAAGGUCACCACACAUUCGCAUGAGGAUUAACUUUGGAGUUUUUCCUUUUGUCCUCUUUAGGAAGAAUCGUCCGACCUAACGGAAUGAGAAAAUGUUGUUUUCUUGUUGUUCGUUUUGCGCGAAUUAAUCACUGAAAGGAUUGAAAUGCAAGUUGAUGUAAACGUACCGGCGCACGAAGUAGCCUUGAUUUCACCUCAAUACAACGUUCCCAAAUGCAAAAGUAAACUUUUGAAUAUGGCAAAUAGAGAUGUUUUGAUCAUGCACGUACCACUUCAUACUCCCCCUGUUUUGGGCAGAGACCUGUUAUUAUCAAACGCAACAUCUUUCGAAGACAAGUUUUCUCAAUACAGUUAAUGGUAAACCAGUUUUAACUGAACGUUCGACCGCUAUGUUAAGGGAGAAACGUAAUGUAAAUAAGAGAGAAAUUUUUAAAAGUGAACUGACUCAUUCAUAACUUAAAUAUGUUUACAACAACGCGUGCCUUACAUUGCUGUACAUCCAUCCUAACUGGAGGCGUUUUGGGUAAAAAUUAAAAAAAAUCAGUGGUGAAAAAUAUAUUUUAUCACGUGUAUUCUUAGGUGCCUUGUUCAGACGCCUUAUGGUUCACUUGUAUAGUUGCAAUGAACCAUUUAAUUUCCUUUUAUUUUAAUUCACCUAAACGUCGAACUUAAAACGGUUCAGCGGGGCAAAAUUCUACUAAGGCUAAACGCUUGAAAAAAGCUGCAGGAAUUAAUUAAGACUAGAGGCUGAAGACUUAAAACAUUCCCCUUUUUUGAGGGGGAAAAUUGCCUUAUCAGGACCUGUUCUUUGUGAGGCGGCAACAGAAUUUUAAAGGGUGAAGUGCCGAAGAUAUUAGUGUCACGAAUCACUUUAGAUACGCGGGUACCAUGAUAUUGCAUUUCAAGUAGACAUGUAUUCUCAACUUUUUCGGCAUAAAAAGAGUUCCAAAAAAACAAUAGGAUACCGGGCACACACUUAAACCCACGCUGUUGCAUUUCAUUCAAACGGCUUUGUCAUUCAGGGCCCUUUAGCGUUCGAUGCCAACAGAUGUUUGUUAGUAAAGUGAGUACGCACUUAGAGCUUGGCAUACAUCGAUAGCGUGCGAGUUCGAUCAAGAGCAGUCAGGAGAGACCAGGGGAAAGUUGAAAGCUGAGUUGUCACAGAGAAAGGAAAGCUUGCUGUUAGCUCAUCUGUAACGGACUAACAAGAGGUAUUUCAAAGACAGUUAUUUCCUCCACUUUUUAUUUUCAGCUACGGUAUCAGCAAUUUUCAAGAAUUCUAUUUAACGGUGUCGCUAAGGUCGAGGAAAAGUAGUCUUAGACAGCUCAUGACAAUAAAUGAGCCAGUUUCCGAAUUUUCCUGUGAAGUUUUUCGUCAGGAUAUUGACUUUUCUGGUUUUUUUUUCUAUUCUGAAGGAAUACUAUUAGAUUCCAGAUUGUUCAACUUUCUCAGUUCAAUACCACAUCAAGUUAUCUUUCAUUUCGAAAAAGAAAAAGUUGUGCGGCUAAUAUUAUCCAUUCAUCGUUAUGAAAGGGUGGAUAUGGAAAAUAAUUUUUUAAUUAGAAUACAUAAUGUAAAAAUAGUGAGAGGUAGAGAUUAUUUUCUUAAAAGCUGCUAAAAUUUGCGAAUAAAUUCUAAUAUUACUACGUUUUCGUUUUGUGUAAAAAGCCAAACUAGAUAACCGAUGAAAAAAUUUACCAAUCUUCAAUUGUGCAUCUGUCUCCAAGACUUUUCAUCCUCGGAAGAAUUGACGAGCCCUGCCGUUUAUUUGUGUCUAGAAUAAUUGAUGGGAAAGGCUUUAAUCAUGAUUUUUAAUUUAACUCGUAAUUAAUUUAUGAGCAGCACGAGUGAGGGUGUCGUGUUUUAAAUAUCUUUUCCUGUUUUUCGGAAUAUGUGAUAAAAUUUCACAGUAAGAAAAAUGGAGCUGUUGAAGAGUUUGAUCUCUUAGCCUACUCAAAUGUGUAUUUUUCUUUAAAUUUAAAAGGCAAGAAACCACCAAAAAUCGGUUCACACUUUGAAACUUAAAACGAAAGCUACUAAUUAUUUGCGUAAAGCGAUUACAGAUGGAGCCUUGAAUUUUGUUCAAAUAGCUUCUGCUGCAAAAGGAAUAAGAAAAAAGACAAAUAAGCCCGUUAAAUGAAAAAAGAAAGAAUAUUUUCCUCUUUUCAACUCAAGUUACUUUUCGAAGAAGUUUUGAUAACUACAUGUGUCAUCCCUUUUUUGGAUAGAAACACAGGUUUGUUAAUAGAAAUUACCACUGGUUAGGCUAAGGUAUAUUUAGUAAGCACCAACUAGUCGAACUAAGUUUAUGCGUUUCGAGAGCUUUCGCCGGAAAGAUAUCAGCGUUGAAGCUUAGUAGAUACUUUGAAGCUCACAACGAAAGCCACUGCCCUUUUCUGACUAUCAAGAAAAUUCCGAAUACUUCAAUCUUAAAAUGAUAAGUGAUGUUGCUCUUCUAAUCAGCAGUUCUUACAUAUAAAACUAAGUUUUGGCGAGUUUAAAGAAGCAUUCCUGCAUCUAAAUAUAGUUCAUUUGGCUAUUUUGGAUUAUUUACACCAUAAUUGCGAAAUUUCUAUCUGUGGUGUUAGAGGGUAAUCCUCUUAACAGGGGAUUCGUUAGGGAAAUAUAUCUCUUGACAUGGGACAAGAGUCAAAGAAGUUAAGAGCUUUCCUUCCAACAAAAGACGUCUAAGUUUCACUUUUCUUGUGAGGUAGAGAAUUCGUGAAUUUUCCCGUCUAGCUGUAGGAGGAAAACACUACUGCGUUACAAUCCGCAAUUCCUUAGUCGCAAGGCACUAUCAUCAUACUCCAAGGGCAGAUCAAGUGGAAAAGAAAUGACUAAUAUUAGUAUACGCUAACGUUUGAUUUGGCGGUCAAGAAAUAUUUUACUGAUUACAAUAUUAUUAUUUUAGGGUUUCCAUAUUACGCUAACAGUUACAUGACCAGUUGGCUAGCCUUUCGACGCCCUAAACGAAUCGCUUCAAGAAUUGUUUCUCUUGCUUUGUUUGGAGUUUAUGUUUUUAGUUACAUUUUAAUGAAGGACUUGGUCGCGUGCAAGCACGUAAAAACAACAAGCUAUUUUAAGUCAUUCUGUGUUGGAGCAACAUCAAGGGCACCCGCUAGACACGGUUUGACGUCAAACGAACACAGUUCGAAGUGUAUAUUUGGUGCAUUAAUACAGUAGUCGAUUUUACAGGAAAUUGGUUUUAAAAAGGGUGGCCACUAAUCAAGAGACUCGUAAGUCAUGAAAAACAUUUGCUUGCCCUUUGGACUGCCUUUUCACCAUUAUUCGCCAAAAAAUAUUUCUGUUGUUGUUAUUCUGGUUGUUGUUUUCAGUCAUCUCAAAUUUGUUGUUCAUAAAUAGCAUAAGAGCAUGAGAAACUAGACUUUGUGAGGGAUUGGAUGCUGUAUAGUGACGAGAUGACCCGUUGAAGACGACACUGCCAUAAUUUCUUCCCAUAUUCAAUGUCAGCAAUAUCAAAUUUGGGUUACCCACGACCUAACAACACCCUUCCGCAGUUUUAAUGUGCCAGAUCUUCCUUAAAGCAUUGGAUAGUUAAGGUAUUCUUAGCUCUUUUGAAACGAGAAUGACUUUCAGACGGUGGUAAACAAAGUUUGUCUGAGCAGCAAAUCACUUUGGAAUCCCCUCUCACCAGGAUUUGGUACACAUGAAACUAAUGGCCCGAUGUUUUACGCCGUGUGAAUUCUAAUCUAACUUUCAAAAACACUACAUACCUUCUGUUCCUCUGUGGUAUCUAGCGAGAUUUAUUCUUUUCUAUCAGGAUUUUAACCUCUUCCUAGAAAUUCUUGCAAAUAGAGAAAAAUUUUUUUAAUUCAAAGAUCACCUCUCCCUCACAUCAGAUGAGUGACCUCCCCACUGAACACGCCCUUAACGCAACUGAAACUUCUAGAUCUUCAAAUGAACCCAAAGAGUUAGACGGUGAGCCACUAUUACCCGCUGACAGCGAAUGACUCGGCAUUUAUUUUUGAGCAUAUCAAGAAGGAAAUAACUAUAUUAUAUUUAAGCUAGGGAAACUUUUAACACUUAUCAUACAUACUGAUAAUAAAAGAUCACGAAAUCGUCAAUUUAUUCGUCUUUAAACUUGCUGUAAGUUUGGCAAUUUCGAGAAAUGAGGUUGUUAAACUACAACAAGACAAAACGAUUACGAAUACAAAAUUCACAGUUAAUUUUUCUUCAAAAUUUUUCUUUCAGUUCGAAGUUUCGUUCUACACUUGAUUAAAUAUUUCCCCGCAUGUGGAUAAGAGAGUAGGCGUAGGAUGUGCGCAUUAGCUCUCGUGUCUUUGUUUACACAGGUUUUGUCGUAACUACAUGUGUAUUUCUUCCCUACGUCGCUAUUGUUUGGUGUUUGAUAUUCGUACUCCAUUUGAGCAGAUUUAUCGAUGACACUGUUAUCAGAUAACAUCUACCGAUGACAUGUGAGCCAAAGGACAGGUUUCGCACCUGUCCUGACCUUUCGUCACAGUAAAUUCGUUUAUUUGUUUCAAUUUUUGUGUUUAUUUCCAAAAAUGUGCUCGCGCAUGAGCAACGCUAAAGGCUUUUAUCAUGCAAGAGCCGUGCACUAUCCAGUAUUUGGCAAUUAUAAUGAAUCUAGUAUUCAAGAAGGACUUUCAUUAAAUUUCAGCGUGGCCAACAUCUGCGAAAGGCGAAGGCAAAUGCUAACGCUUACAAAGGAAAAAGAAUAAUAUUCUUUUACUAUCAAGAUGUCAACCUCUAACCUUGAAGGGGAAUGCUAUACACAAAUAUUAUGACCUAACAUAUGUCUAAAUGAGAAAUGCGAUCACUCGAAACACGCAAAAUCUUCAUGGCUGUGGACUGCGCCCAAAUAAAAAUUAGGAUUGUAUUGCUGCCGCAGUAAAUAUCUCCUUUGAAAUUAUGUGAAUGAAAUGAAUUUACCAUACGCAACGAACAGAAAGCAUGAUAUUUUUUCACAUACAGGGAAACAAACUUUUUGUUUUUCUAGUUAAUCGGUAUUGGAUUCGUGUCAAACAUCUUUUACAUUUGUAAGUUAAAACACUCGAGUUUUAACGUAAUUGCGGUCUGUAUUUAUAGCAACUCUUCAAAUUGGCGUGGCAUUAGUGUGACUUUCAUCCAUUUAUCGAAUUAAAAAGGACAGUUACACAUAGGUCAACUGCAAAACUGACAAACGCUGUCUACAAAGCGGGAUUUGCAAGAGUUAGGUAAAUACAGAGCAUGCUUUCACGCAUUGAUGUUUGAAUUAAUAUUCUGCAGUAAUGUAUGAUCGUGGCGAGCCAAGCCGUGCCCUUAAACUGUAUCGUGGGAAUUUGCUCGUUGUUGUGAAAGUUCCUCGUUGUUGUAAAAGCUGUUUAGAUACACAGAAUGUCCUUUCUGAGCAAAUUUUAUUUUUAUGGUACAGUACAGACUAAAGUUAAACCCAAAGAUGGAAAACUAACCAGCUAAACUAGAAAUGAACAGUUUAUUUGAAUGUAAAUCGUGGUGAGGACGGUUAUCUUAACAUUGUGUAAAAGAAUAUCAUUUUGUCGUGGACUUUAACCACAACGUUUUCAAUUCUUUUUAUUAUAACAUUUCUACAAUGUUCUCUGAAAAAACCUUAUUCAGGCUGCAGUGAUUACAUUAGGAGCAGAGCCACCGUUGUGAAACAAAGAGAGGAAGGUCAUGUGUUUUAGAGAAAGAUAAAUUUCUGCAAGAUAAUAUUUCUAAAGGCAGAAAUAAUUUUAAUCUAAUCUGAUGAGUUUUUUUGGUCGUGAUUUAAAAUUGUUAGAGAGAAUUUGUUUAAAACCGUUUUGGUUGGUCGUCAUAGAUCUCUUUACUCCCGUAUCGAUCUUACACUUUUCAUUCGGCAACGUAAUAUUACUUUUAAAAUUUAUUGAAAAUUUUUCAAAUAGAAAUAUAUAAGAUGAUUUAAAUCACAAAUUACAACGGCUACACAAAAGAUAAAGAAAAAAUCACAAUUAAAAAAAAGAGCAAAAGAACCGUAAAUGCAAGACCUAAAAACGAAAUGAUAGCAAACUACACAUUAUAGUAAAAGUAAGUCAAACUCGCCCGUUGUUUUGGCUGAAUCUCCACACACACACAGAUCUACGGGCCUCAUUUUCCGUCAUUUAAAUUGAGUAGAGACAUGUACAUUUCGUAUUGCCAAUCUUGUUUUCAAUUUGCGACUUCGGUUCGGCAAUAACUUAUGGUUUUGAAGGCCAAAUCUUCAUCACAAAAGAAGGAACUUCGGGUCGAAGUUAUUAUUGCUUCUUUUUCCCUGGUGCGAAAACUAUAUCUUUCAUUGUUUAUUUCGAAGGAUGAUCUGAGCUAGUGGGACUAUGUGCAUGUAUUUGAUUUGCAAAGAUCAGAAAAUUCUACAAAGAGGAAAGUUGUAACACCGACUAAAAUAAUUAACUAAUUGAAUGCACUCUUCUUCUUCAAUUGCUUUUCGUUAUAACGGUAUGGAAUCUUUUAGCCUUUCCUACAAGUUCUUCAGUUUAUGUCUUGAUUGCUAUUAUCAAUUUUGAUGCGAAAAAUCUUUCUUUAAUUUUUUUUUUGUGACGAAUGGUACUUUUAAAGAGAUUGAAAGUUCAUAUUCUCUUGUUCUUUCUCAACGAAACUUUUUCAUAAUGGUCAAUUGAAAUCCUAUUCAUCAGCGAGAAAUAUUUGCAGCAGGUGAAAAUAAAAAAAGAAACAGAAGAAAGUUCUUUCGCUACAUGAUUUAACUGCCAAAAUUCUUUUUGGGUAUUUCACAAUCAUACUAGAUUUAGCAUUUUGUCUAAAUCCUUCGAGAUUUCCGUUCUAUCUUUGAUUUGCACCAGAAUGAGAACAUUUCUGGAAUAUUCCUUAGAAAACGAAAAACGGACAAAAUUCUUUACGCUGAAACCGUACAUUGGGCAGAAUAUAAGAUCAUCGACUUUGUCUUGUAAUAUUCGAAUAAAGAUCAUUGGGAAAAGAAUUUAAAAUGAUAGGGAUUUGACUAAUCAAAAAUAAAUUAUUGCGCAAUUUUGUGACAAAACACGGGCAGAUGUCUGGUGAGCAGGAUAGGCAUCGAUACAGUGGAUUUUGUUCGUCCACUAGGCAACGUUGCAUCUAUAGUUAGUUCUAUUGAGAUUCUCUUCACAUCUUCUAGAAGAACAUUGGGAGUAAAUUUUUUUAACACCUUCGAUGUUUAGAACUUUCUUUACACACACGUGCUGCAGAAGUCAACAAAAGCUAAAGGUUGCGUAUGAAAACAUUGUCUUGUUUCCAUUGUUGUAUCUUAUUACUACUUAAAAGGGCACGCUCCUUGAAUUGAACGUUCUGAUUGCCCAUUGUGUUAAGACUAUUUUAAGAGGAAAGGCCAAAUAGAACAAAGAAACAUUAUACACAAGCAUUCUAAAAUGCUUAUGAACUCGGCCUAAAAAUUUUAGUGCUAAAAACAAACGCAAACACUGAUAGACAAGUCUUCACAAAAAGUAAGAUUUCUUUGCGGUAAAGGUAAACUUAAUCUUUGAUCAAAUAUUACAAGUUUCCUUCUGUAGUUGUUUUGAGUAAUAUUUGUAAUACUUAGUACUUCAAAAUUUCGAGAAAGCUAAAUUUUUUCAUCUAAAUGCUGUCGUUUCAGGAAGCAGAAGAAAAGAGUCGUAUUCUUUCAUUAUGCUGGAGAAGAAACAAAGGCAGAUUGCUCAAACUUUAAAAUGGUAAGUUAAAAUUUCGUUAAACAGAGGAAUAAGUACAUGUUACACGACAUAUUUAAGUCAUGGGUAUUAGCUGCGAAACGUGAAAGCAUUAAAAUGCUGACGGAGAAACCCAACAAAGAGGAUACAUUAAAAACGGUGGAAACCAGGUAAAGUGUUUGAGACUCUUUUCAGGGAAUGGGUCAAAAAAAAUUUUUACGCAAUCAACCUCUAGUUCUUUAAAUAACGGUUCGAAAGACAUAAGCUACCGCUAUACUGAAAUGAAAGGAAAUGUUCUAGGUAUAAUAGAUGAUAUUAAAGAGUAAUUGGAAAUUGUUAUUUGAAGCGCGAUGCAUGAUAACAUUGGCCUGAUAUGUUUGAAAUUAAUGAUGCGAAGGAAAAAGGGUAAAAAGAUGAAACGCCUGUGCUUUCCCUUUCUCAAACCAUCCGAGUUAUGAUAAAAAUUGUGAACAUUUUGCAUAGCGGAGUAAGAAUAUGAAUGAAAAGCUCAAACCAUAUAAAUUGAAAUGACCAUAGGUACCACAAUGAGAAAAUAAUGGGAAAACUAAUUAAAUGAAUAAUCUCUCGUUCGUUCGCUGAAGUUGAUUGGGGUAUCCAUCGUGUGUAAACGAUUAUCUCUUGAUUAGGUCAGAAGUAAUAUAAAUUAAAGUUUUAGCAAAUAUAACGAUCUUAAAGACAUCUCUAGAUGCCUGUUCUUGUCUUUUUAUGAAGCUUUGCCGUCUACUUAUACACCACGCUAUAAAGUUGUCUCUAUAAAAUUACAAUAGGGAAAAGCAGACUUUGCCCUUUUGAGGAUCUGUUUAUCUAUAAAUAUGCACAACAUCUAAUUAUAAAAAAGCACAGAAUAUACUAAUCAAGCUGUGUGACUUUCUGGGGUAUUUUGUUGUUGUGGUUCUAAAUAUGCUCAAAUUCAUUAAUAACUUGGCCAAUGUAGACAAAGAACAGCCCUGCGUAGAGUUGACUUACAAUUUCUGAAUAGCUUUUGUGCCUUGAUAUCUUGAGUCGAAAAAUAACUAAUAAGGGUAAUGAGAAUCAGUCUAGACGCACUCAUAAAAUUCCCAUCUAUGAUGACAGGAGGGUCUGAAGCGUUCGCUCGUUAAUGCUUGUGGUUUAUUGAAGCCUCUAGAAUUUUCCAGUGUAUUCAACACAGAGGAGCUUCUUUCAAUUUAUAAGCAAAUCCUGUUGAUAUUUUGUAGGAUUAAGCAACAAUUUCUUCCUCGCGAUCGCCGUGAAAUUUUUGUUCAUCUAAGAGGCGCCUAAGGCAUUCAAAAGUUGAAAGUAGUGACCUCAGUAAUAGGUCGAACUAUUGUGUAAGUUGCUCCCUAGGUUUUAUAGGCGCUACAUUUCGAUUUCAAGUUUUGGCACUUUGAAAACUUUCUGUAAUUGAAAGAAACCAUCUGAAUAGCAGUUUGCUAAGGGAGACAACACUUUUAAGAAAAAAAUAAAAGGGCUUGCGAGGGCGGAAAGAUCCAUGGAUUACAAAUCUUUAACUUGGAAGAAUUAGGCUUGUCAACCGGAGAAUUAAUCCAUGCAAGCGACUUUCAUGAAAAGAAUUUGCAGAGGAGAAGUCUGCAAUCCAGGCUUUGAGGAAAUCCGAACCGAAGCCUCCCAGACAUAAGCUAUGCACCACUAACAACUUCUUUUUUCCAAUUUUUCUGAUUGUGGUUUACCCGCGAGGACCAUUUCAUAUGCAGGUCAAAACACGAGUUACUUCAUUUUACUGUGGUCAGAUUCCUUUCUGAAAAAGGACCUUAUGGUCACCGGUUUAUGGUGAAGGAUGGGAGUAUUUCAGUGUAUCUGUUUUCCUCUACAGGCUUGGUGAAAAUUAUGAGCUAAAAGAAGGGAUGUGUUUACCACGUUGUGUCAUGUACACGCACUAUCUGGAUUUUUGUCGUAAGGGCAAACUGUGCCCCGCAGGACCAGCCACGUUUGGGAAGGUAAAACUGAGAUUCCUUGUGAACGAAAUUUAAUGAGGAAUUUGAAACGAGUCUUAAAGUGCAACGAGAUUUUGUGAUUUCAUGAAUUUUUUACCUCAGCUUAUUGACAAUUUUAUACAGUAACAUGGGGAAAAACUUUGUUUAGAAGCGUUCUCUAUUUAUUUUCAUAAUACUUACUGCAUUAUUGAUCUUCGCAAUGGGCAGGUUCUUACUCACCCAGCAUCGUAAAUAUUCUAGCUCUACAAUGGAUCCUCUGAACUGAGUUAAAUGGUAGAGCGUCAGAAUGCAAGAUCCUAGGAACUAAGGAUCAAAUUUGACUCGUGGAUGACUUAACUGUCUUUCUUAAUACUUUUACAUCCUUCUGAAUUUGAGACCCUAGCGCACCGCAAACUUACUACCAUUUUAGGCUGAUCGCACGUUUUUGUUCGUUGUACUAAAUCAACGUUUUUAAAUCUCUUUAUAGAUAAUCCGUCAAAGAUUUCCAAAGCUGACGACAAGAAGACUUGGAACACGUGGACAAUCGAAGUAAGUUUGAUCAAUUAGUUAAAAUUCACGUGAGUUGUACAGAUUAUUUUGGCAAGGCUGAUAGGCAAGAUCUACCUUUGUUGUUCCCUAUAUCCUGAAAGUUGAAAAUGUCGAGCAUCGUCCCUCUCUACGAGAAAGAUACUAGGCAAAGUUUUAAUGAAUUACACCAAAUACUUUGAAAAUGUUUAAAUUUUGUCAAAAAUUGUUCGAAAUAGGGUAGGAUAUAUUAAUUAGGAAAAAGAUUAAACGAACGAUCAAAUCAAAAGGAGCUAGGGAUGGCUUAUAAUGGAGUGGACUGAUAUGGAUUGGAAGUUGCAAACUCGACAAAUUAAUUCAUGUAAAAGCCGUUAGCUUGCUCCUACAAGUGGCUAUAGUAAGCAGAAAAUUGCUUAGAAAUACUGUCUGCGCUUUAAUGCCUGAUUUUUAUCAGUACUCGACAUUUAUCUUUAAGAUAAUCUUAAUCUCAACAGAUAUCAUUAUUAUGGCAUCGUCGUAAGGGAAACUUCAGCUUACUUUCAUGCUGGUUAUUCUAAAAAGGGAUUAUCAAGGUGAGUUACGGUAAUACCCUGCACCUAUUAGGUUAAAGGAGGAGAAAUUCAUUAACCAACACUGAAAAUUGACAUUCUUCUUUUUGCAGAUUUUCAGGGAUGAAAGGAAAGGGAGAUGUGGUAAGUUACCGCUGAGUUAAGUUUAGCCAUAAGACACUGAUCACUUUACUGUCAUUUACGUUUUCUUUGGCAAUCGUGUCUAUCUAUUUAACAGAAAGCCAAAGUGCAAUUAUGUUCUCAGUCAGGAGAUUGAACUUAUGUGAGGUAAUAAUAACGUCGCAUAGUGUCAUUCUGAUGACCAAAUGAGUCCAAGAUUGAAGGAAUUAAGAUUACAUUUUUUAGUUAAUAGUUAAUGGGUGAUGUUUAGCAGUGAAGGUGAUAGUGCAAAAAAAAUUCCAUUGAGUAAACCUAAGAAUACCCUUGAUACUUUUUCCACUAUACCUUUAACGUAAAACUCUCUCUUCUAUGUAGAACGCAAACCACAAGAAGUUUUCCCUAAGUGCAAAGUCUGGAACUCUUUUACCUGAAUUCCCCAACGCGAAAACUGUCCAGUUACCAGAUGGAGUCUCCAUUCACAAGGUUAGAUGCCAGUCACACAAACUAUACUAAAUUUUUUACUUCCACUCUCUUAAACAAAUAUUCGGAGUUACUUGUAGAGUAUAAUCCUUUAAAGCGAUAUUCUAACUUUACACUCAACUCACCAGGUGGAGACAUUCAUCAUGAUGUACCGAACGCAUUGUCAGAGAAUGCUCGACACUGUUGUUAGCGCCAACUUUGAGGGGGUAAGUUAUCAAACAUAGCACAACUUACUGAAAACAGCAGCACAAAGUUUAUCAAUAAAUAUUGCACCUGAUAUGUUUAAAUGUUUUUUUUUUUCCCGAACCUUAUUAUCUUUCUUUUUGUUAUUGAAGUGAUAGUACCAACUUGGUCAGUGUUUCAAACGUAACACAAUCGUUUUCGACGGAGUCUUGUUCUACCUUAUACAUCUCUGAAAUUUUUUAGUGAUGUAUUUUCAAUUAUAAUUCCUUUGUCAUUCUACAGGUUCAGAAUUUCAUUACCCACUUCUGGCAAGGCAUGCCAGACCAUAUAAUUUCAGUGCUGGAGUGUCCUGUUGUGGUUGACAUUGUGGCCAUUUGCGACUCAAUUUUAUACAAGGUAAAGACGGUGGAAAGUUAAGCGUGUUUCUGUUGAUUCAAAGGAAAGUUAAGUAAUUAAACGAAGAACUUGGAGAGCAUUAUGGCUAUUGAAUAUUCGGUUGAAUGCUUUCACAUCUGAAUAAUUGAUUGACUUUUGAUGGGUUUUAGGUCUUGACAGAUGUACUUAUUCCUUCAACCAUUCAAGAUCUUCCGGACAGGUAUGUUACAAAACAUAAAUUAAUAAAUCCAAGAUAAUUGCAGCCAUCAUUGUUCUAUUUUCUUGAAAAUAAUCAAGCCAAUUUGAUUUCAGUCUCAGAGAAGAAAUAACUGACUUUGCCGACAACCUCCUUGACUGGCUUGAAAAAUGUUUAACAGAGGUGCCACUUGCUCUAAAAGAAGCAAAGUUAGAAGGUAAGCAUAAUUUGUUAUUUACCUAUCAGUUGACUAGGAAACAUACAAAUUUAAGUAAACUAAGAGGGCACAACUCUUGCAUGAUUUCGGAUAUUGAUAUAUCUGUACACAAUUUGAAUUCUUAGUUGCAAGGGUUUUUACUCAAGCAUUAAAGAGACAAGUUGGUUUCGUUCACCUUGCACAGGUAGGUAAAAAAUGAUCUGUUAGAUGAAAUCUUGUCCGUAGACAGGAACGUAAAAAGUAUGCAUUUUAUAUGAUAUAUCGACCCAAGAUAUUGCCAACCUAUUCCCUGUGCUUUAGAAAUCUUACAGGCCAAGUGACCUUAACAACUUGCAAUGAUUUUCCCUGAUUUCUGUAUCAUAAAACGACUAGGAACAUAUCUACCCUUUUGCGGUGAAUGUCAGUCCAUCAUAAUAAAAUUUACAGCCUUUUGACGGGUUUCCCUUUCCAGUUUUAUAGUUUUUUUGUCUAGAAACACAACACAGCGAUUCAGCAAGGGCUAUAACAUGAAACGCUAUGCUGUGCCCAUAGAGAAAACUAAUUGGUUACCAGGUCUCCACCCUCACCGAUUAAGCUGAGAAGUAAAGCAUCCCAUAACCAUACGUUCGAAUCUUAAAUUUCGCGUACGAUUUUUUUUUUUUUUUUACAAUUGUAAAUGGGCCGGGUACAUUACUUCCUUUGACUGUGAAUAUAUGAAAAUCACAUAUUUGAACUGCGGAUAAAGAAGUAAAUAUGAAAACGAUCUUCGCAGUAAUGAACACUACUUGAGCAGUAGUGAAAAUAAGGCCUUACUUCUGCACCGGUAUCGCAGAGGUCAUGGGUUCAAAUGCCAUACAGGCCUGAAUUUUUUUCAGGCCUUAUUUUCACUGCUGCUCAAGUGGUGUUUAUUACCGCGAAGAUCGCUUUCAUAUUCAUUACUUCCUUUGUAAUUUUGCAAUUUUUAUCCUUCUGAUUUAGUCAAUUUUUAAUUCCCUUGAGCGUAAUUCUGUUAAAUGAAAUUCUUUUUCAAUUACUUCUUGCAGGCGGCACGUUCAGCGUUGUUGAGUUAUGAGGAUGUCUCUCAGAUGUUGGGUGACCUAAGGAAAAUCGAAUUUGAUCAAAUUCUUUCCAAAAGCUUCUUCAUUAUUGAAAACAUGGAAGUAUUUCACAAGACUAAGACAUGUAAGUUUAUUUUCUUUGUUUUCUUAUUCUAAUCUCCUCGUUUCAGUGACCGCAGCCGUUGAAAACAGCAAUUUUUGUCUAUGGCCCAUGGGAUCAGUUGUGUAGAGAGAUUGUAAGGACGAGAGUCCUUAAGACUGCUGUUACCGAUAUUUGCUUGUGAGAGAUAAAGUUAUGUGAAACAUUGUUUAUCAGGGGAAGUUUCUGUUCUACUGCCUUCAAAAAUGAUACCUCACCUAAACAAUCAAUUAUAAUGGCAAACCUCAACAUCACAGAUUCAGAUCGAACUAAGAGUUUAAAAAUGUAGCUGUCUUCGCUUCAAUUAAAACUGACGUAGUCUUUUUUGGCUCUUGAUGGCGUUAUAAGCUACAGGCUGACUCUGAGAAAAUUGUAUUAGCCUAUUUAAUCUUUCACAUCACUGCAAAAUUGCCCAGCAUCUAAAAAAUUGCAUCUAAUCUUGAUUUUCUCCUUUUGUAAUUGCCAGAUGUCAGUGAGCUAGAAAAUCUCCUCAGUAAGCAAGCACCACUGGAAGCUUAUAUAGAAUGGCUGGACAGUGUGGUGGAUCGAUGUGUCCUCAAGGUAUUCGUUUAAAAUUUACAUAAUUUAAUAAUUUAAAACAAAGAGACGUAGAAAUAACUUGAAUUAGGUGACUUUGUCAGCUGUUUGGAGAGAGCAGAGAAAAAAAUGAAUAUAUGCCUUUUUCCAAAGCCAUUUUCAGACUCAAGCUACCUGGUCUCCAAGGAGUGAUAUUAAAUAAAAAUCGUAUGUUCCUUGGAUAUUCCUCCUGAGAACACGCGAAUCGAAGCAGCAUAGAUUUUCCUCUCGAGCCAUAUUUAACUAGAAAUUGUUAAUCCUAGAUCCGGUUUUCAUAAAUAAAUAUCGAUCUACAUAUAGUUUAAGAGUAAUACUCUUUGAAAUGAGGUCUAUACGAAGGCCCACUUUCUCACUUUUACUUCCUCUUAACUUUUGAAAAUACGAACUCCCUGGCAAUACUAGGCUUAGCCUGGCUUCAUGGAGCAAGACUAAGGCUGGAAUAAGAAAUGCUAGGUUUAGCCCUCACAGAUUAAGAUUAAGGCUAUGAUAGAAAACACUAAGAAUGCUACCAGUCCUGACUUUGCAGUUUAGGUGUAAAUUCACGUUUCCUUAUUACUUUUGUUUCUUUCUGAAGUUAAAAACCAUUGUUUUUCUGUUGCAAUAGCUAACUGUUUUCGUCUUACGGUCAUCUGCAGGAAUCAGAAAAGACUUCUAUCGAAGACAGAGCAAGGAAGUUCCUAGCCAUGUGGUCUUUUAUUACCGCACGAUUGUUAGCUGAUUUGACGCUGAGAAGUGCUCCGAGUUUUGGUAAGAUACUCGUAUCGUCAGGUUGUUUCAUUUUCAGCAGCAAAAUUCCAAUGUGUUUGUUUUGGACGCUCAUUGCAACAAGGGCUUAGGAAAAUUUUUAGUGUGCUUGUGGCUUUCGCCUGAGCUCAUUGAGGAUAUCUGGACAAUCUUAAAAAAAAGAAGCUUUUCAAUUUUUAUCGACCCUAAAAGCCGAUAAUAAAUCGAUAACGUAACUACACUUAAAAUGUGACUUCUGUGACAAACAUCGCUUACACGAAACUAAUAAUCAUUUUAAUCAUUUUGAGACGAUCAAUGAAUCUCGUCCAAGUUCUUUGUCACAUUUUUCUUUUUUGUUGUUAACUGAUGGUAUAAGUUCAUUUAGUUGGAAUCACCACUGUAUCCUGAUCGAUUCUUUUAUUUAGUUUUAUUCAGCUUGAUGAAAGAAAUGGCAAGUAUCACAGAGCUGCAAAUCUCGGAUUUGAAAUUUUGAGUUUAGUUGCUCUAAACAUGUUGCUCUUUUUUCCCUCUUGAUUAGGUGUGUUUCACUUGAUCCACACUGCUUUUGAUGAAUAUGUCUUCCUUGUGGUCGAAAACCAGAUGAUUGUGGAAAUGGAUAAGAAGUUGACACGUUCUCUUGAAACACAUCUUAAGAAAGGUGAGUUCACUUUUGAGACGUCUCUCCAUAUAUUUCUUCGUCAUGGACACAAAGAAUCUCUCAAACGCUGUGUUGUUUAAAUCAUAAUAAAAGAUAAACGUUUUCCCAAGCGUCGAUACUCAACGAUAUUUACAUUUCUAGUGAUAUACAUGUUUACUUUUUUAUUUUCAGAAAAUUCAACAUUGUUGCCAUCUAUCGAGUCAGAGCUUGACAAACCCAAAGAAAACAUGCAGCCAGAGCAGCUACAUGACAUACCAAAAGAAGCACCUCGACCGAAACGGCAAAAGAACCCAACGUCGAGUUUCCUUCCAGCUGUUAAACUGAAUGUUGCCAAACAUCACUCCUCCCAGCAACAAAACAAAGAAAAAACGCGUCCUGAAUUUUUUGCAGAAGGCAGUCACUUUAUCCCAGCGAGCACGCCAAACGUGACCUUUCCCAGCGAAGAGAUCUUUCAGACGGCGCCAAUGAACAAUCAACCACGUCAAAUGCCGAAUCCAACGCCGAUGAAUGUUUCUAUUCCAACGCCAUUUUCACCAUUACAGGAAUGUCGCUCCAGUUUUCAGCCGUUGCCUCUACCGGAGCACGAGCAACCUCGCCAAGCAACCCCAGAGGCUGCGUUCCAGGGCGAUUUUAUAAAUGCAAUCGACAAGGCAUUUUUCUCCUCAAGGGUUACUCUUAACCCCGAUGACUACAUGGGAUCGGCAUGGGUGCAAAAUGACGCUCAAAAUCUCACUGUGUUAAACCCUGUCAGUCUUCAGGAACAUAACCUUAUCAACAACGGAGCCAUUAACUUUGCAGGGAAUGGAAAUUUCCCUAUCACUUACGAAAACAGCUUACCUCCUCUGAACGUGUAUUCGAAUUCACAAACAAUGGCUCCAAGUCCGCGACCACAAGAAAUUCCUUAUAUAUCCCCAACCAAAGACGACUUCGGCUAUGUGCCAAGCAUUACAAACAUGUAUCCGAGAUACAACACGCCAAAUUAUCUCUACGAACCUGUGAGGAAUGCAAUGCAACCCAACGGAAGUGAUGUCAUGAAUUUCAACGGAUUGCUCAAUGCUGCAGCUAGUUCAUUUGGAAUGGAUGGAUUGACAGUCCAUGAUGUUCAGCUUAAUCGACUAGGAAUUGGAGCAGUUUAAUUUGAACGAUUAAUUUUAAGUUAUUUCAUGCCCUAUGAGUAAUGCACAUAAGGCAAAAAAAACUCCAAUAAACUUGAAUUUCUUCAUAACUAGCCGUUAGACUUACAUAGAUAGAAUAUUGCCUCAGAGAGAUAUCAUAUCGUUAAAAAGAGAAGAUUGAAAAUUAUUUAUUAAUGGCCUCAGGACCAUUGUUGAAUAAAUGGGCUUUAAUCAAAAAGAUUUAUGACAAUUUAAGUAUUUGUGCUUCCAUAUUUGGACUUUCAGAUUUUCAUCAGUGCUGUAAUGGGUAAGUUUAAUGUUACAUUUUAUGCAAUAUAGAUGGAAGCUGGAAAUGUGAGGCUAGCCAAUGACUUGAAAAUAAGAGUCCAGAGUGCAUUUGUCAGCAGUUUGGAUACAACUUUACCGUGGACUAUUUUUCUAAAUGAGGUAUACAUAUCUCAGUUUUGUCUCAUAAAUUUUCUUAUCGAAAAUCUCUCGCUACGAUUGUAAAUAGAUAGAACGAUAUUAUUUCGCAUUCAGCUAUUGCCAAAGGUCGUCUAUGAGAAUGGUGAAGAAUUCUGUAUAAUUUUGCAACUAACUUUGAACGUGGUAAAUGUUAAAGCUAAUUUUCGAUAUAUAUUUAGACAAAGAAACUAAGUUGGAUUUAAGUAACUGUGAAACAAUGAAAGGCAAGGCCAAAAUUUCAUAUUAGUGUUGGGAUUUAAAUCAUUUAAAUAUAUCAAGAAUGUUGAUUCCGAAAAUGUACACGG
This is a messenger RNA of Pocillopora meandrina, 22901 nucleotides long. Lineage: Eukaryota; Metazoa; Cnidaria; Anthozoa; Scleractinia; Pocilloporidae. The record is from the annotation of a GenBank genome assembly.